This is a messenger RNA of Scutellospora calospora, 291 nucleotides long. The record is from the annotation of a GenBank genome assembly. Lineage: Eukaryota; Fungi; Glomeromycota; Glomeromycetes; Diversisporales; Gigasporaceae.
AUGGAAACUACUACAAAUACAAUUCCAACAAUUUUAAUUAUUGGAGCCGGUAUAGGUGGACUUAGUUUUUAUCAAUCUGUUCGAAAAAAUCUUAAUCAAAAAUUUAAUGUUAAAAUAUUUGAUCGUGAGACUGGUCCUAAAGAACGGUGGCAAGGUUAUAAUAUCAAUAUUAAUAGACAAGGUGUCACAUCUUUAUUCUAUUGCACACCAGUUAAUGUUCAAGCUCGAUUUCCCGAAGCAAUGCCAAACCCAGUUCCUAAGGAACGUCAUACUAUAACAAUCACUGAUCAU